Molecule: messenger RNA, 1746 nt
Organism: Capra hircus (goat)
Lineage: Eukaryota; Metazoa; Chordata; Mammalia; Artiodactyla; Bovidae
Gene: MEIS3
Product: Meis homeobox 3
Exons: 13
Biological process (GO): brain development; positive regulation of cell population proliferation; eye development
Molecular function (GO): RNA polymerase II cis-regulatory region sequence-specific DNA binding; DNA-binding transcription activator activity, RNA polymerase II-specific
Source: RefSeq, a predicted model, not a curated record
CAGCGGUGGGGGUGGGGGGGCCGGGCACCCAGCCUCCUGCCCCACCCCCUGGCGUCGGCACCGCGGGCCAUCUGGGGCCGCUGCCCCCGGCUGCGCCCUCCCCGCCGGCCAGGCCCUGGAGGGACCCGGGAGCUGCCGCCGGCAUCAGCCCAUGGCCCGGAGGUAGAUGAGCUGCCCCACUACCCCGGCAUCGUGGACAGCACCGCAGCCCUGGCUGGCUUCUCGGAGGCAGUGUCCUCGGCACCGAGAGCCCCCGGGCCCUAUGGCCCCCACCGGCCUCCCCAGCCCCCAGGCUUGGACAGUGACGGCCUGAGAAGGGAGAAAGAUGAGAUCUAUGGCCACCCACUCUUCCCGCUGCUAGCCCUGGUCUUUGAGAAAUGUGAAUUGGCCACGUGUUCUCCCCGUGAUGGGGCUGGGACUGGGCUGGGCACACCCCCGGGCGGUGACGUCUGCUCCUCUGAUUCCUUCAACGAAGACAUUGCAGCCUUUGCCAAGCAGGUCCGCUCCGAGAGGCCCCUCUUCUCCUCCAACCCAGAGCUGGACAAUCUGAUGAUACAGGCCAUUCAAGUGCUCCGCUUCCACCUGCUGGAGCUGGAGAAGGUCCACGACCUGUGCGACAACUUCUGUCACCGCUACAUCACCUGCCUCAAGGGGAAGAUGCCCAUCGACCUGGUCAUCGAGGAUCGGGACAGCAGCUGCAGAGAGGACCUCGACGACUACCCGGCCUCCUGCCCCAGCCUCCCAGACCAGAAUACUACAUGGAUUAGAGACCAUGAAGACAGCGGGUCUGUACAUUUGGGGACCCCAGGUCCAUCCAGCGGGGGCCUGGCCUCUCAGAGUGGGGACAACUCCAGUGACCAAGGAGACGGACUGGACACCAGUGUGGCCUCUCCCAGCUCUGGGGGAGAGGAUGAGGAGCUGGACCAGGAGCGGCGGCGGAACAAGAAGAGAGGGAUCUUCCCCAAGGUGGCCACCAACAUCAUGAGAGCCUGGUUGUUCCAGCACCUCUCGCACCCGUACCCCUCAGAGGAGCAGAAGAAACAGCUGGCGCAGGACACGGGGCUCACCAUCCUGCAAGUCAACAACUGGUUCAUUAACGCCCGGCGUCGCAUCGUGCAACCGAUGAUCGAUCAAUCCAACCGUACAGGGCAGGGUGCGGCCUUCAGCCCAGAGGGCCCGCCCAUGGCGGGCUACACCGAAACUCAGUCACACGUGACCAGCAGGCCUCCAGGAUCAAUGGGGAUGAGUUUGAACUUAGAAGGAGAGUGGCAUUAUCUGUAGAGGCUGAAGUCAGGAGAAAUACCCCACCCUCUGGACUGUGACCGCUUCAGGCUCUUACCUGCUUCCGGUUACCACCUGGCCCACUUCCUACGCACCCCCCCCCCCAACUCAAUGCCUACCUCCCUGGGACCCUGCUGUGACAUGAGGGGCCUGAGCGCCCACUCGAGGGUCUCUCACGGACAAAGACAAGGCCUCCCAGCCCUGCACCCCACUGUGCCAUCACCUCUGCUCAAAACCCAAGCUGAGAUCUCAGGCCUGGGUCUUCAGAAGAUGCCGGCUGGGGACACCCAGGACAGAGAAGGGAUUGGGGGUGGGCUGGGGCCAUCAGGGAAGGAAGGUCACCUGGAUCUGACAUUUGGGGAGGUUCCCUUCAUCCUCCCAGCCCGCCACCCUCUUUCCCCUCUCCCCCUACCUCCCUCUUCUGUUGUCUUCUCUUUUUUUUAAUGAUAAAGUCUUAAAAAGCCA